CUCGAAUAGCAUGCUAGAAAUUCAAACUGAAAUAUAAUUAAUUCCCUAUUGAUGAAAAAAUUGACAAAAUCUUGGAAACAUCAAAAACCAUUCAAAGAAUUAAGACACUUGGCUUCGGAUGUUACCAAAUGUGAAAACAAUGAACAAUAUGAAGUGCAGUGUGACACGUCCAAUCCUGGCCCUCUUGGCAGCACACAGAAGCAGCUGACUAAUGAUCAAGAAAAAUAUGGAAGUAUUGAGAAGAUUAUUGAUGGUCUACAGGAUGAACAAAAAUUGAGAGAUUCUCUUAGGCUUAAAGAGAAGAGAAAAAACAUUCAUGUAGCUUUGAACAAGGAAAACCACCAACCUUCAAUAAGAAAGGAGAUAAGUUUUAAGUUGACAAGUGAACAGCUAGGAGUCAGAAACAACAACAGUCAUGAAAACUUGCUUGGGGAAUCAGUUGGUGAGGAUAUAAUUUUGGAGCUAGCAAGAGUUGAAGAGGAAUAUAUUCGAGCAAGUGACUCACAUAUACCAGGAGAAAGAAAGAGUACAACAAAACAGGCACGAUUCUCACAAAAUUUGCCAGUAAAUGGUUGUACAAACAAUUCCUACCAAAAAACUACCAAACAGUGUGGAAAGUCACGAAGAAAAAAGGGUGAAAGUACUGAAAAUGAAGAAAUAAAUGUUAAUUUAGAAACAGAUGAGUUUAAAACUGGCGGCAGUUUAAUUUGUAGCUCUUCUGUCGUUAGUAAUGAUGAUGUUGUAAAUCAUGGAAAUAAUAAAAAAAACAAUAACUUCAUUAAGACAGUCGAUUUUGAUAGUACAAAAUUAUCUGACAUCAAUAAAGAUCAAGACAAAUUAGCUUUAGAACCGGUCAAGAUGGUAAGGAGCAUAAACAGAGAACUCUCCCAUCCUUCUGGAAAAGGUAAUACAGACAGUGUUGUUCUGACUGUGAAAAAAAAUGUUGACUCUACCAAAGAUAAUAUCUGUAAUGUUAGAGAUAAACGUUUUGGUGUCAGCUCAUUAGAAAUUCAGAAAGAACAACAGACCUUAGAAGAACAAUCUGAAGAAAAAGAUAUUCAUAAUGAAAUGAAUAGCAUUGAAGAAAUAAAUGAAGGUAUUCAGUUAUCUGUAUUCAGUAUUGACAAGUGCCAGAUGUCUUCCUGGGGCUUACCAGACAGCAUUAUGAAAGCUUAUCAACAAAAAGGGAUUUAUACCAUGUUUCCAUGGCAAGUAGAAUGCCUUCAACAAGGAAAGGUCUUGCAAGGUGGGAACUUAGUUUACUCAGCCCCAACCAGUGCAGGCAAGACGUUAGUUGCAGAGAUUCUCAUGUUGAAAAAAGUCUUGGAAAGCAAGAAAAAAGCAAUAAUGAUCUUGCCAUUUGUGUCUGUAGCUAGAGAGAAGAUGUUUUACUUUCAGAGUAUGUUUCAGGAAGAAGGAGUUAGGGUUGAUGGAUUUAUGGGAAACCAUGAUCCACCGGGUGGAUUCAAGAGUGUUGAUAUAGCAGUUUGCACCAUUGAAAAAGCUAACAGUCUGGUUAAUCGGCUAAUUGAAGAGGGAAAACUUGAUCAGCUAGGAAUCUUAGUUGUAGAUGAGCUACAUCUCCUGGGAGACUCUCAUCGUGGUUACUUGUUGGAACUGCUCCUUACCAAAGUUUUGUUUGUUAGCAAAAGUUUUGAUAGUGCUGGAGCUGACAAUCCAAUACAAGUGGUGGGCAUGAGUGCUACCUUACCAAACCUGGACUUACUGGCUUUCUGGCUUAGAGCAGAUCUCUAUUACACAGACUUCAGACCUAUACCACUAGAAGAACACUUGAAGAUAGGAGAUGCUAUUUAUGAGGUCCAGACCAUGCAACAAGUUGCUACAAUGAAGGAUAGGGAAUUAACAAUUCGUGGAGAUGCUGAUCACACCAUACUUUUAUCACUGGACACUGUGGUAGCUGGGCAUUCUGUAUUAAUCUUCUGUCCCUCCAAAAACUGGUGUGAAAAACUGGCAGAGAGCAUUGCCAGGCAAGUGUGUGAGUUGGGACGGCCCCAUCCUCCUGGUGUUAAAGCAAAGAGUAAAACUAAAGAAUGUCAAAGAAUUGGAUCCAGACUAAGGGAAGUUUUGAAUGGAAAUAUUCUUUCGGACAUUUUAGAGCAAUUGAAGUGUUCUCCAUCUGGUCUUGAUAACACAUUAGGAAAAACUAUACCUUUUGGCGUUGCUUACCAUCAUGCAGGGUUAACUUUUGAUGAAAGAGAUAUUAUUGAAGGUGCUUUUCGCCAAGGUGCUGUGAAAUUCUUGGUUGCUACAUCAACACUUUCUUCUGGAGUAAAUCUACCUGCUCAUCGUGUAAUCAUACGGUCACCAUUGUUCUAUGGUUCUGUGAUUGAUGUUUUAACCUACAAACAGAUGAUUGGACGAGCCGGUCGUAAAGGGGUUGACAUCAAAGGAGAAAGUAUUUUGUUGUGUAAAGAAAAUGAAAGAGAAAGAGCAAUUUCUCUAGUGAAGUCAGAUUUGAAGCCUGUCCAAUCCUGUUUACUGAAGAAGGAAGAACACAGUCUCACUGGGAGUUUGAAGAGAGCAAUUUUAGAGGUGGUUGCUAGCGGUGUAGCAACAACACCAGAAGAGGUGGCAAGGUAUGCAUCUUGUACGCUAUUGGCAGCUUCUCUACAGAAAGAGGAGAAAGGACUAGCUGAUACAGGAACAGAGAAUGCCAUUACUGCCUGCAUUGAUUACCUCAUGGAAAAUGAGUUUAUUAUUUGUCAAACUAACCCAGAACAAGGCCAUAAUAAGACGUCUUACGUACCAAGCCAACUAGGGAAAGCUGUACUCUGUUCAGCUCUAUCACCGGAUGAGGGUCUGAAUGUUUUGAAGGAACUAGAAAAGGCACGACGUUGCUUUGUGUUAGAAAAUGAACUACAUUUGGUAUAUCAGGUAACACCACCUUACUUAGCAGACCAAAUGGGCAGUAUUGAUUGGAUUCACUUUUUGUCAAUGUGGGAGAAUCUUCCAGAAGAUAUGCAUCGCGUUGGAGAACUUGUAGGAGUUGAAGAACGGUUUCUGGCCAGAGCUGUCAGAGGUCAGGUUAAGAGCAGUGUCCCAAGACAAGCUAAGAGUUUGCAAAUCCACAAGAGAUUUUAUGCAGCUUUAGCUUUAAACGAGCUUGUCCAAGAAGUUCCAUUGUCACAGGUUUCUCAAAAGUAUGACUGUCCCAAGGGAGUACUACAGAGUCUUCAGCAGAGCGCUGCAACAUUUGCUGUGAAACAUAUUACUCAGCAGAACCCCACUAAUAGAUUAACUGAACCCUCUAAACAGACUCAGCAGAACCCCACUAAUAGAUUAACUGAAUUUUCUAAACAAACUCAGCAGAACCCCACUAAUAGGUUAACUGAACUUUCUAAACAAACUCAGCAGAACUCUGCUGAUAGAUUAACUGAACCCUCUAAACAGACUCAGCAGAACCCCACUAAUAGAUUAACUGAACCCUCUAAACAGACUCAGCAGAACCCCACUAAUACCUUAACUGAACUUUCUAAACUAACUCAGCAGAACCCCACUAAUAGAUUAAUUGAAUUUUCUAAACAAACUCAGCAGAACUCUGCUGAUAGAUUAACUGAACCUUCUAAACAGACUCAGCAGAACCCCACUAAUAGAUUAACUGAACUUUCUAAACAAACUCAGAAGAACUCUGCUGAUAGAUUAACUGAACCUUCUAAACAGACUCAGCAGAACCCCACUAAUAUAUUAACUGAAUUUACUAAACAAACUCAGCAGAACUCUGCUGAUAGAUUAACUGAACCUUCUAAACAGACUCAGCAGAACCCCACUAAUACAUUAACUGAACUUUCUAAACAAACUCACAAGAACCCCACUAAUACAUUAACUGAACCUUCUAAACAAACUCAGCAGAACCCCAUUAAUAGAUUAACUGAACUUUCUAAACAAAUUCAGCAGAACUCUGCUGACAGAUUAACUGAACCUUCUAAACAAACUCAGCAGAACCCCACUAAUACAUUAACUGAACUUUCUAAACAAACUCAGCAGAACCCCACUAAUAUGCUAACUGAACAUUCUAAACAAACUCAGCAGAACCCCACUAAUAUAAUAGAUACACAUUCUAAACACACACACUAUAAUUUUAGUCAUGUAUUAAAUGAAUCUGUUAAGCACAUAAAUAGAGUAAGUAUAGUUUCUUCUGGUGCUGUAAAAUGUUUGGAGGAAAACUGUGAAGACUCUGGGGUAAAAUUAAAAAGUAGUAUUUUAUAUAUAUCACCAAAGGAUGUCUGUGCUGUGGGAAGUAAUGAUGUUAAAUUAGGCGAGGAAAAAGAAAACAGCUUAUUAAAAUGGGUCACAGGGACUGAACAAAGAGUAUUAAACACAAGCAGUUAUAGAACUAAAGAUUCUUGGAGGAAGAAAAAAAGUAGCAACACAAGGAGGAGAAGAAGUUCAAGGAAAGGCUCUUCACAUCAGUGCAAGAAAAAGUCAGAAGUAAGCCCAAAACAGAUAGAAGAUCCAUCAGCUAUUGACUAUGUGUCAAUAAUUGAGUCUUUUGAAGAAUCUAGGCAGGAAGUAGAGGAGUAUGGGCCCACACCCGGAGAAUGUAUUCAGCUGAGUAUUGAUAAUUUUACUAAACUAUUAGACUGCAUUGGUAACAAAAUGGGAAAAUGUGUGCCAGAAAAAGGGAAUAACAAAGCUCAAGCACACCAACCAGUGAACUUUAGUCCUCAAAAGAAGCCAAACCACUUAGUUAACGAUUAUACAUUUAAUGAAAGUUGCAUAUUGGACACUCAGACAGCAGCACUGUUAGAUGGUAAAAUGUACCAACAUCUUUCUGCCAUUCAGGUUAAUAAUAGUGGAAAGAAGAAACCCCAAGAUCCUGUAGAAACUGAAUCUGAAGCUCAGAAACCUAAGAUCAAGAUUUUUGUUGAUCACAAUGGAUCUUUCAGUCAGGGAGAUAAUACCUGUCUUAUUCCAGAAAGUGAGGAUUUAUUUAAAAACUCAUUUUUUAUAGAAUCACAAAACUUUCAUGAUGAAAAUUCUGUAAUAAAUGAACAAAGAUUAUCCUCUAAAAUAAACAUGAUCACAGACCACUUAAAGUUAAAAAAUACACAUGACUUUAAAACUUUUGAAUUUGAUGAGGAAACAGACACAAAAGGCAAUAAUUUUACAACAUCGGAUAACAAAUGCAAUGCCAACAUAUAUCCAAACAUUAAAGAUGAUACAGUCAUCACUAUUCAAAGGGGAAAUUGUUCAAAAGAACAUUCAGCAGUAACAGGUUUGUCCGAUAAAAAUACGUCAGCUCUUCAAUCCACCAGCAUCACAAGUCUUCAACACAAAAAAAUUUCUGAACCUCAUUGCACUUUGAAAAAAUCUGAUCAUUUCACAACAAAAUUGCUUCCUCAACAGAACAGCAUACACCCCCAUCCAAUUAAUGAUGAUGAUUCACAGGAAACCUCUUCAGAGAUUCAGUUAGUAACUAGAACAGGUGUCCAUCACCUGUUAACCACACCUGUCACCAACAAAAAUACUGUUACUGGUUCUUCAGAAACCAAAUUAAGUCCACAGUAUGCAGAUACUACAAGACAUCUGCAUAAAACCACUCUGAAUACUAAAGAAGUAAAUACCGUUGAUCCCAAGAAUGUAAAAUUUGAAGAAGUUAAAAAUUCUCAAAGUGACAUGAAUUUGCAUAGAUUUCCACCUUCAUCUUUAGAACUAAAUUCUAGUAUUCAAGAUCUGUUUGAUGAGGCCAUAAAUAUGAGUUCAAAUUUUUCACCAUUCAACUCUCCUUAUAUGCAAAAAAAAGUAGGUGAAAUCAGUCCUAUAAUAAAUGUUAGUUACAGUCAAAAUAAAAUGGAACAAGAAAAGGAUAACUCCAAGUCUGUAGUCAGUCCUGGUCUAGUGGCAGCUAUAGAAAAAUUAUCUGGAUGGGAAAGCUGUUUUUCCUUGUCAUCAACUCCAGGAAGAACUAAAGAAGUAAAUGAAUCUUAUUCAUUUGAACAGAAAGUCAGCAAAAGGCAAGUAACAAAGAUGAUUGAAACACCUGAUAACUGUUUGCCUAAUAACUGUUCUCAACAAAAUACCUCAGGAGUCAAAACACCUAAUUCCAAAUGUUUUCAGCAAUUAACCUGCUGCAGUAGUCAUAAAACUGGUGAAAAAAGAAAACAAGAAGAGGCUGACAGUUCAGGCUGCUGUGAAAGUCUUUCCAGUGACUGCAUUUCUCCCACUCCCCCUAAAGUUUCUAGCCUCACAAGACAACAAACUACACAGUUAACACCUUCAACUAUGUGUGCUAGUCCGAAGGUAGCAGAAGUACAUAGUAAAAGGUGUGGAAUGGCUACACCUGUUAAAGUCAAUAGUCACCAGCUGCAUAAAUCAAAAACCUUGCAAGAUUUUAAUGUUCUUCUCAGUGAGGGAACAGUACAUUUACCUCCGGUGACAUUGGAAACGCAAUGUACAGAUGAUUCUUUCACAAUUAUUGAUGUAGCAGCACACCAACACCUUUUCUACACUUUUAUCAAAGAAUGGAGUACCAAAACAACAUUCUCAUUCAGUGUGGCUUGCCAGAAGAAAGCACGUGCACAGUCUCAUGGGAUUGGAUCUGAUGUAACCAAAGCCAACAGGGUGUCAGCUAAUGUCAGUACUAGUGAACUGGAGAUUGGUGGUAGAGACAGCUGUGUAGUUGGUGUGGCAGUAUGCUGGGAAAAGAAAGAUGCUUAUUUCAUAUCAUUAGUUUCCAAGAUGGAUACCUCAGAUUUACUUUUUGAAGAAAGCCUGAAACCACCACCUGUAGACUCAAAUCUUACUGUUCAGGAACGACUUCAGGCUAUACAGUCAGUUCUUGAAAACUUUACUAAAACAAGUAACAGCAAACAUGUGUCAGCAUUUGAUCUUAAGCAACAGUUUCAUGCCCUAUGUUAUGGCUGUGAUGUAUCGAUUUUAACAAACAAGCACAUUUACUGGGAAGAUCCCAAAGUUGCUGAAUGGUUGCUGGACCCUGGUGCACGACAGAAGACACUACUGAAUAUGGCAAUUAACAGAGUUCCAAAUGAAGCAAAACUACUUGAAGUGGUUGGAAGGACUUUUGGUGUGGGAAGUGUUGGGCUCACAAGUUCUAAUGGAGGGUCACCUCGUCUUCGGACAUGUGCUGAAGCAGUUAUUGUAUUCCACCUCAUGGAGAAGUUGCGAGAAGAAUUAAAGCAAAAAGAACUUCUAAAAGCUUUUUGUGAAGUUGAAAUGCCAUCACUAUUAAGCUUAGCCAAGAUGGAACAGAAUGGAAUUGGGUUCAGCCCUGGAGAAUGUCAAUAUCAUCAAACUAUCCUUCAGAAACAACUUCAGUCAUUAGAAGAUCAUGCAUAUCGCUUGGCUCGGCAUCCAUUUUCUCUAACUUCUUCUCAGGAAGUGGCUAGGGUGUUGUAUAAAGAAUUAAAACUUCCUCCAGGUGGAGAUCCUGAUAAUAAAGUUAACACAAACUGUUUGUCUUUGGGGACAAGUGUACGAGGUAGGCGUAAAACACUACCAAGAGAACUAAGCACUACUAAGGAAGCCUUAGAAAAAUUAAGGGACUUUCACCCAUUGCCUGCAGUUAUUUUGAAUUGGAGAAAGGUUUCUUCAGCUUUGACAAAGGUUGUUUUUCCUUUGCUGAAAGAAAAAUCAUUUCAUCCAUGUUUGAGUAUGCAUCGUAUAUAUGGGAUUUGUGAAACAUAUACAGCCACUGGUCGUGUGACGAUGCAUGAACCUAAUUUGCAGAAUAUUCCAAAGGAAUUUGAGUUAAUAUCAGAAACUUCACUUAUAACAAUUAAUUCAACUACAUUAGCUUCUUGUGCUAUCAACCUUAGAUCUUCAUUUGUUCCAAGAACAGGUUCAGUAUUCCUUGCUGCAGACUACUCUCAGCUAGAGCUGCGAGUAUUGGCCCACUUUUCUGAGGACAAGAAACUUCGGGCUCUCUUGAAGAGUGGAGGUGAUGUUUUUCAAGCUGUUGCUGCUCAGUGGAAGAAACGUAAUAUGUUGGAAGUUACAGAAAAGGAAAGGCAACAAGCCAAACAGAUUUGUUAUGGUAUCAUUUAUGGUAUUGGAGCUAAGGCCUUGGGUGAUCAAUUGGGGGUUAAUGAAAAUGAAGCAGCAGCUUUCAGUGAAGGAUUUAAGAACACUUUCCCAGCACUAAAGAAAUAUUUACAACUUGUUGUGGAUCAAUGCCGUCAGAAGGAAUAUGUGGAGACUUUGUAUGGUAGAAGACGCUACCUGCUGUCAAUCAAUAGCCAGAAUCCUUAUGUUAGGGCUCAAGCAGAACGACAGGCGGUUAACACUAUCAUCCAGGGCUCAGCUGCUGACCUGGUGAAAAUUGCUAUGGCAUGCAUUGAUCAGGAACUGGCCCAGAUUUUUCCAGCAACAGUAUUUCCUCUUAAGAAAAAGAAAACAGAACAGGAAGUUGGAGCAUGUCCUGGUGGCUUCUUAGUUCUUCAACUUCAUGAUGAACUUGUCUAUGAAGUUUCUAAGAAGGACUUAGAAGUAGUAGCCAAGAUAGUGCAGAGAGAAAUGGAACAGUCUGUCAAAUUAUCUGUGCCCCUGAGUGUAAAGCUGAAAGUUGGACCAAACUGGGGUACUUUAUCAAAUUUUGAGUAGCAUGUCUUUCAAUGUUAAUAUGUAUAUAUAUAUGGGUUGCAAAGGAAGAAACCCUGUAAUUUAUGAGUUGCAGAAUAUUCUUUCCAAAUUAAUCUGGUCCAAUAACAUUGUUCCAGAAACUCAAAUGCCACAUUUCAGUCUUUUACAUGCCACAAUCAGAAAGUAAAAAUAAUCAAAAUUUUAGAAAUCAAUUUUUGAAUACCCAUUAAAAAAUAAAUCUGAGUAUUUAUUUUCUUUUGAUUCUGAUUUUAAUAUAGUCAUUAAUGAACUUAAUUAAUUAAAAUUGCAUAUAAUACAUUAAAUCAUUUUUCAUGUGUUAUGUAAAUACGACUACUACUACUAUCUUUGUUCACAGAAUGACUUAACAUAUGUAUAUUUUAUACAUUUAAAAUGAAUUUCUUUCCAUUCCUAGAUAAAUGUCUUCUCGUUAUUAUACAUAUUUAUUUUCUUACCACUUAUUGAAGUAAAAGAUAUUGAGAUUGUAACUGAAUAUUUGUAGUGUGAUAAUGUUUUAUGUAAUGUAAAUAUAUAAUUCAAUAAUGGAAAGUCUAGAUAUUUCCAGUACGUAGAACAUCUUGGAUCAAUUUUAUAUUCAGUUUUUAUAUGUGAUUACCAGACUGUUUAAUUUCACAUGUAAGAGCUGUCUGUGUUUAAUAACCAAAAUCUGUAUGUGAGAUUAUUUAUAAGUAUAGUAAAAUGACUUUUGUAAGUUUUGUACACUUUUCAAAUUUAAUCAUUGGUCAUUUAUAAACUAUAGCAAGUCCCUUCUUCAUGACAACAAUGGAGUUUCCAAUUAUGUAUGCCUCAUGUGAAAUGAAUUUAAAAAAAUAAAAAAGUUUAUCGAACUAAAAAAAACUGGGUUAAGUUGCCAGACAUAAUUUUCUUAAAAAAAAGGUGAAAAUUUUGUAUAACUGUUGAUGUUUGAGAUCAAUCAAUUCUGUAUAAAGAAAACAUUUAUCAGUGUGUUGUUUCAUAGUAGUACAUGCUUUUCUAGUGAUCAUUAUUUUAACUUCACCAAUAUAUUUCUGCGUAAUCAUGAUUUUAUGCAUGCAAGCUACACAAAAUGGUAAUUAAUUUCAAUGAUAUGUACAUUUUGUAUGCUUUGUUGAAUAAAUUUUGUCACCACCCUUGGAACAAUCAUUUUUUAGGAGUG
This is a messenger RNA of Limulus polyphemus (Atlantic horseshoe crab), 9733 nucleotides long. RefSeq names its product DNA polymerase theta-like. Gene Ontology annotation, molecular function: ATP binding; DNA-directed DNA polymerase activity; DNA binding. Gene Ontology annotation, biological process: DNA-templated DNA replication; double-strand break repair via alternative nonhomologous end joining. Lineage: Eukaryota; Metazoa; Arthropoda; Merostomata; Xiphosura; Limulidae. The record is from RefSeq and is a predicted model, not a curated record. The transcript has 27 exons. The coding region runs from base 52 to 8580 and encodes 2842 amino acids.